Molecule: messenger RNA, 1074 nt
Organism: Haliotis rubra (blacklip abalone)
Lineage: Eukaryota; Metazoa; Mollusca; Gastropoda; Lepetellida; Haliotidae
Exons: 5
Coding region: 1-1074 (357 amino acids)
Source: RefSeq, a predicted model, not a curated record
AUGACGAAUUGGUAUUUCGACAGGGGUGUCGACGAUGAUGCAGAUGAUGAUUCUGAUGACUAUGACUACGAAAGCAGUUUUGAAGAAUGUGUUAGCGAGGAAGAAGAAGAGGCAAAAGAAGAGUCAGAUGCAGAGAGUCAACCAGUUGAGUGGACAACUAUAGACCUCCAAAAUGGCGUCAAGCUGCUUGUUAACGAAAACAUAUCAGGAUUCAGAUGCAAAGCCAUCCCACUUUGGGCUGAGAAACGCACGGAGAUGUUGUCUCAGUUUCCACACUACCACGACGAGACCAUGGUCAGCGAGGUGUACGAAUUGGAAGGCGAGGAUAUAAAAUCUUUGAACUGCAAGCAAAAAUACCUGAAGAUCCCGCUCGUUCUGCCAACCACGAGACUUAACGUCCACGUUCUGUUCCAGUUCCAUGUCAUGGUGCGUGGCGAUGAUGGAUGGACACUAGUUUUGGCACAGUACGAGGAUUGUCUUCUGAAAUUCAAAAUACAGGCAGGUAAGUACUUCGUGGCCUAUGCACGCCCAAUACCCGAGGUCGAGACAAUUUCUCGGAAUGCCUUCACAUUCGUCUCUGAUAAGGACAGACGCAUCAAAGUGCACAUCGCAGAAGGUGCUGUGGACACCGAGAUGAAGAUCUACGUCAAGGUGCAACCAGUGGACACAAACAGACUGGAAUGGUACAGAGUGUAUGACCCCUCAGCAUUUGAAGGGAUCUAUGCACUAUCCGAUAUUCUGAGUGUACGACACAAAAUGGAAAAAGUAUUCAACAUAGACACAACUGUCGAGCUGCCAAUUGCUGAUUUGACAGAAGAGGAAUAUGAAUUGAAGUCCAUCAGCAUUGAAAAUAACAAUUACGUCGUCAGAGAUCUGAAGAAAGAGAGUUCCUUGAAAGACGUCGCUAUAAUGCCCCACACAGUCAAUAAUGCUACAAGUUGUCAGAUGGCUUGUGUUCGACGAGGUCUACCUUCAGCAGCUCUGAUACAAGCAGCUCUCUUCCAGGCCGGGAGGGUGGACAAAUGCACUAUUUCUGAUAUUCCGUCUCAAAAGACAACAAAGAUAGGUGGCUAA